AUAUAAACACUCUUCUCCCAUCCUCUUUAACCAUCCCAACAAAGCAGAAAGCAAAUCACCGCAACAAAGAAAGAAACUCACGAGCAAAAACAUGGCAACUUCAGCAAUCCAACAAUCUGCAUUUGCAGGCCAGACAGCCUUGAAAUCCCAGAAUCAGCUCAUCAGAAAGGUUGGCAACCUCGGAGGUGGCCGCUUCACCAUGAGACGUACUGUUAAAAGUGCUCCCCAGAGCAUUUGGUACGGACCUGACCGCCCCAAGUACUUGGGUCCAUUCUCUGAGCAAACUCCAUCAUACCUCACUGGUGAAUUCCCAGGUGAUUAUGGUUGGGACACAGCUGGACUAUCAGCAGACCCUGAGACAUUUGCCAAGAACCGUGAGCUUGAGGUUAUCCACUGCCGUUGGGCCAUGCUCGGCGCAUUGGGCUGUGUUUUCCCAGAAAUCCUUGCCAAGAAUGGUGUCAAGUUUGGUGAGGCUGUUUGGUUCAAGGCUGGAGCUCAGAUCUUCUCAGAAGGUGGCCUUGACUACCUUGGCAACCCAAAUCUCAUCCAUGCCCAAAGCAUCCUUGCUAUCUGGGCUUGUCAAGUUGUGCUCAUGGGAUUUGUUGAAGGAUACAGAGUUGGUGGGGGCCCACUUGGUGAGGGGCUCGACAAAAUCUACCCUGGAGGAGCCUUCGACCCACUUGGGUUGGCAGAUGAUCCUGAAGCAUUUGCCGAAUUGAAGGUAAAAGAAAUCAAGAAUGGACGACUGGCUAUGUUCUCAAUGUUUGGAUUCUUCGUCCAGGCCAUUGUUACUGGAAAGGGCCCAAUAGAGAACCUCUUUGACCACAUCGCAGAUCCAGUUGCCAACAAUGCAUGGGCAUAUGCCACAAACUUUGUACCUGGGAAAUGAAUUACAUUAGUGUAUACAUCUCAUGCAUAACAAUACCAAAAUGUUUUGUCUAUCUCGAUGAAGUUCUGUGGCUCGUCUGGCAUUGAGCAGAAUUGAUGUAAUGUUUCAUGCAGACACGAAUUUAUCUCUUAACUACCAUGGUUGCAGCGCUUUUUUAA
This is a messenger RNA of Olea europaea var. sylvestris, 1047 nucleotides long. RefSeq names its product chlorophyll a-b binding protein 37, chloroplastic. Bases 92 to 889 code for a protein of 265 amino acids. The record is from RefSeq and is a predicted model, not a curated record. The transcript is spliced from 2 exons. Lineage: Eukaryota; Viridiplantae; Streptophyta; Magnoliopsida; Lamiales; Oleaceae. Gene Ontology annotation, cellular component: plastoglobule; chloroplast envelope; chloroplast thylakoid membrane. Gene Ontology annotation, biological process: photosynthesis, light harvesting in photosystem I; response to light stimulus.